AUGACCAAAGACGCUGAAAACUCGAACAACAACAAAUCAUCUUCUUCCUCUGAAUUUCAUCCUGCUUUCGGGGUGAAUAACAUCAAAAACGUCUUCCCUCUUCUCCUUGAACGUGGAAAGGUUCACUAUUCGAAUUGGGUUGAGUUAUUUGAGUGUCAUUGUCAUGCUUACAAUGUUCUUGAUCAUAUUGAUCCAAAAACAUCGAAACCUACGGAUUUGUCCGAUGAUAUGUGGAAAAGACUCGAUUCUAUUGUCAAGAAUUGGAUUUAUGGCACUAUUUCCAGUGAUUUGCUAGAAAGUGUCUUAAGUAGAGGAGAUACGGCACAACAAAUAUGGGAUAAAUUAAAGGAUAUUUUUCAAGAUAACAAAACAACUAGGGCAGUGUAUCUUGAAACUCAGUUUAAUAGCUUGCAUCUCUCCAAUUUUUUGGAUAUUUCUUCUUAUUGUCGUGAAUUGAAGAGUAUCAAAGAUCAACUUGCUAAUGUUGAUCAACCCGUGUCGGAGCAAAAAUUGGUAAUUCGGUUAGUGUCAGGGCUCGUGGGCACUGAUUUUGAUACGAUGGCUGCAAUGAUUCAACAAAAGGAUCCUCUGCCUUCCUUUGAAACAGCAAGAUCACGUCUCAUGCUUGAAGAAUCACGCCGUGCUAAUGAUUCUAUUGCAUCUGCAUCCUUGUUUGUGGCGCAAUCCGACAACUCGGCCUCCUCACACACCACCACACCGCAACAACACUAG
Molecule: messenger RNA, 732 nt
Organism: Chenopodium quinoa (quinoa)
Lineage: Eukaryota; Viridiplantae; Streptophyta; Magnoliopsida; Caryophyllales; Amaranthaceae
Exons: 1
Coding region: 1-732 (243 amino acids)
Source: RefSeq, a predicted model, not a curated record